AAGUUAUGAAGUCGGUCAUCCUCGCGCUCUGUGCCUCCGCGGCUUCGGCCUUUGUUGCGCCCUGCGUGGCGCCGGCGACCGUCGCCUGCCAGGCGAACAUCGAUGGCCUCGAGGGCGCGUCGAACCCGAUCCCCCAGGGCUGGGACCCGAUGGGCCUCGCGGAGCUCGGCACGCCGGCGACGCUCGCGUGGUUCCGCGCCGCGGAGCUCAAGCACUCGCGCGUGGCCAUGGCGGCGACCGUCGGCUGGAUCAUCAACGAGGCGGGCGUCGUCUUCCCCGGCGACAUCGCCACGGGCGUGCCCUUCGCGUCGCUCGGCAAGGGCGUCACCGCGUGGGCGAACGUGCCCGAUGCGGGCAAGCUCCAGAUGCUCCUCGCCAUCGGCGCCAUCGAGACGGCGAGCGAGUUCCAGAAGCCGCACUACAUGUCCGGCGGCCGCCUCGGCUCCAUCCCGGGCCCCUUCGGCCUCCGCCUCUGGGACCCCAUCGGCUCCAUGUCGGCCAUGGACGAGUCCACCAAGGCGACGAAGCGCCAGAUGGAGCUCAACAACGGCCGCCUCGCCAUGAUCGGCGUCGCGUCGUUCAUCUCGGCGUCCUACAUCGACGGCUCCGUGCCGGCGCUGCCCUCGGGCUGGUAGGCCGCCCCGGCGACCGCCCUUCAUCGACCACGACUUCCCCAGCGGCCGCGCGGCGGUGCCCGCCGGCGGCGCCGGCCGCCGGUUUUGCGCAGAGCCCGCGCGCGACCGCGACACAAUCUCUAGAGGAGCCGCCCCACCGCCCCCUGUCUAAUGACCGGUUCUUCGCC
Molecule: messenger RNA, 802 nt
Organism: Aureococcus anophagefferens
Lineage: Eukaryota; Pelagophyceae; Pelagomonadales; Pelagomonadaceae
Gene: LHC39
Product: putative plastid light harvesting protein isoform 39
Exons: 2
Coding region: 6-635 (209 amino acids)
Biological process (GO): photosynthesis, light harvesting in photosystem I; response to light stimulus
Cellular component (GO): membrane
Source: RefSeq, a predicted model, not a curated record